CGGGCGCCUUCAAAAGUGCGGACGGAGCGCAGGGAGCGGCGCGGAGCCCCCGGAGCAGCAGCGUGAGCCAUGAAGACGAAGGUGUUCCUCGGCCUCAUCCUCAGCGCGGCGGUGACCGCCUGUCUGUGCCGGCCGGCAGCGAAGGCCCCGGGGGGCUCCCACCGCCCCCCCUCCAGCCCGGCCCGGCGGGAUUGGCCCGAGCCCCCGUCCCAGGAGCAGCAGCAGCGCUUCAUCUCCCGCUUCCUGCCUCACGUCUUCGCAGAGCUGAGCGACCGCAAAGGCUUCGUGCAGGGAAACGGGGCGGUAGAGGCCCUGCACGACCACUUCUACCCCGACUGGAUGGACUUCGGCCGCCGGAGCACCGAGGAUGCGGCCGAUGCUGCGUAGCCCCGCGCGGAGCCCCGACACUCUCAGCACAUCUCUGGUCCCGCAAUAAAGCUUUGGCACUCCCAGCUCUGCUGCUGCUGCCGUUGGGAGGUGCGGCUGUGGGGGAGACAGCGAGCUGCCUCAGGUGGUCGCGUUUAUUCCAUAGAGAUGGGGCACAUCUGCAGGCAGCCCCGCGCAGCGCUGCUACAUCUAUUUGUGGGGCAGAAAAGAGUUUAGAAAACACCGCUUUAAAACCGCCGCUUGCUCUAG
This is a messenger RNA of Phasianus colchicus (ring-necked pheasant), 636 nucleotides long. RefSeq names its product gastrin/cholecystokinin-like peptide. The record is from RefSeq and is a predicted model, not a curated record. NCBI's taxonomy places the organism in Eukaryota, Metazoa, Chordata, Aves, Galliformes, Phasianidae. Gene Ontology annotation, cellular component: extracellular region. Gene Ontology annotation, molecular function: hormone activity.